UGAGGAGCGUAUGGUGCUGAAACCGAGGCUGUAACGUCAUGCUCGACUCUAAACCUCACCCACCCUCCCAGAGACGAGCAGCUCUUUCACAGGCACAGGCGCAGACGGACUGACUGGCUGGAGCUGUAGCGGAUUGCCGUAGUUAGCGGACACACUGCACAAUGCGUGAAUACAAAUUAGUAGUCCUCGGAUCAGGAGGUGUCGGCAAGUCUGCGCUGACUGUUCAGUUUGUCCAAGGGAUCUUUGUGGAAAAGUAUGACCCCACAAUAGAAGACUCAUACAGAAAGCAAGUGGAGGUGGAUGGACAGCAGUGUAUGUUGGAAAUUCUGGACACUGCCGGAACGGAACAAUUCACAGCUAUGAGGGACCUGUACAUGAAGAACGGCCAGGGCUUUGCACUAGUAUACUCCAUAACAGCACAGUCCACCUUCAAUGAUCUGCAGGACUUGAGGGAACAGAUUCUGCGGGUCAAAGACACAGAUGACGUGCCGAUGAUCCUGGUGGGUAAUAAGUGUGAUCUGGAAGACGAGAGGGUGGUCGGGAAGGAACAGGGCCAGAAUCUCGCCCGUCAGUGGAACAGCUGUGCUUUCCUGGAGUCCUCUGCAAAGUCCAAGAUUAACGUCAAUGAGAUCUUCUAUGACCUGGUCCGGCAAAUCAACAGGAAAACUCCAGUACCUGGAAAGGCCCGCAAAAAGUCUACCUGCCAGCUGCUCUAAUAUACAGCUGUUCUUUUGCUCUGAGCCAGGUCUGAUUUACUGCUGUCUUUCAGCAGUGCCAGCAUUCCGACGUUACUAAAACUUAACAUCGAAUGGACUUUCCUAUGUGGUGAUGCCCCUUUAACAAACCAACCAACCAACCAACCAACCAAUGGAUUCAAGGCUACAGUACCAGGACAGUUUUUUGCACAUAGAUAACCAUCAUCACUUUCCAAUGUCGCGAGAAAGAGAUUUUUACAUAUAAAUAUAUAAAUAUAUAUUCUAACUGUAUGCAACUAAAUAAAAAAAAAACGAAAUGAGUCAACGAAUACAGAGCUAGACAAAACGAAUUUUAAAAAAUACAGAGCCUACAUGCAGUGUUAUCGCUAACGGAGACAGUCACCGUUGUAAAUGUAAGGAGGGAAUGUCUAACCAGGCUGUGCACGUUGCCAUGGCAAUUACAAUGAUAUUUAUAAGCACCACUAUUUUAGCCAGAGAGGAGAGGAAGUCCAAAGAACUCCUAUAUAAACCAUUCUUACAGCUAACUUUCACUCCUUUUUUUUCUUUUUUGUUGAUGAAUAUUUUGUAACUUUUGUUUUGCUUUUAUUCUAAACAUGAUUUGUUCAUCUUUGUUUGCCUUUUUUCUCUUUUAUAAAAUGACUAGAUUUUUGCUGAAUGGAGAUGUUAUAUUCACAACAUCUAUUGAUGGGUUUUACAGUAGGAAAUACCUGUGGAUACAGUGAUGUACAUGUAAAAAGUUCAAAAAGUAUAAUUUUUUUUUUUUCUGUCACUUAUCAUUGUCCUUAGCCUCAGAUGUUGCCUUCAAAUAUGUGUUAAUAUCUUU
Cyprinus carpio (common carp) is the source of this 1539-nucleotide messenger RNA. RefSeq names its product ras-related protein Rap-1b. Gene Ontology annotation, cellular component: plasma membrane. NCBI's taxonomy places the organism in Eukaryota, Metazoa, Chordata, Actinopteri, Cypriniformes, Cyprinidae. Gene Ontology annotation, molecular function: GDP binding; GTPase activity; GTP binding. Gene Ontology annotation, biological process: Rap protein signal transduction; cellular response to cAMP; negative regulation of synaptic vesicle exocytosis. The record is from RefSeq and is a predicted model, not a curated record.